AUGGUGGGCAUUUUAGGUAUUUUAACUCGACAACUUAUCAAUUAUCAUUUUCGUAAUACGUUGGAAGGAAUGUGCGAUGGUGAGAGCGAUUACUGCAAAAAACUUUAUAAUUAUUUAUCCGAGAAUCUGGAUUGGAUUAGCCGUACUGUUAACAAGAAAACAGAUGCAGACAGCUACUGGAAACAAAUCUUGGUGGGCAUUUUAGGUAUUUUAACUCGACAACUUAUCAGUUAUCAUUUUCGUAAUACGUUAGAAGGAAUGUGCGAUGGUGAGAGGGAUUACUGCAAAAAACUUUAUAAUUAUUUAUCCGAGAAUCUGGAUUGGAUUAGCCGUACUGUUAACAAGAAAACAGAUGCAGACAGCUACUGGAAACAAGUGAGCCGAAUUUCUUUCAUAACUUUUCAUUUUUUUUGGAAAAAUCAUUGA
This is a messenger RNA of Gongylonema pulchrum, 426 nucleotides long. Lineage: Eukaryota; Metazoa; Nematoda; Chromadorea; Rhabditida; Gongylonematidae. The record is from the annotation of a GenBank genome assembly.